CUCAGGGAAACACUUUCCCUCCUUCAUAGCACGACCGCGUUCUUAUAAGGUGAUUGCAACGUGCUUUGCCCAGUCAGCCAUGGCGUCAGAAGAACCUAAAGCAAAGAAACUCAAACUUUCAGAGGAGAAGAAGGAGAAGGAGGAGGAGGAGAAGAAGACAGAGUCUCCGACCAAAAAGGCUCCUGCCAAACUCAGCCCGAAUUCACUCUUUGGCAUGGGAAAUCCCCUCCUGGACAUCAUUGCUGUAGUGGACAAAGACAUCUUGGACAAGUACAGUCUGAAGCCCAACGAUCAGAUCCUGGCUGAGGACAAGCACAAAGCCCUAUUUGAGGAGCUGGUGAAGAAGUUCAAAGUCGAGUACCACGCCGGAGGAGCCACACAGAACUCCAUAAAGAUCGCUCAGUGGAUGAUCCAAGAACCCCAUAAUGUGGGAACGUUCUUCGGCUGCAUUGGCAAAGACAAGUUUGGAGAGAUCCUGAAGCAGAAGGCUGAAGAGGCUCACAUCGACGCCAACUACUACGAGCAGGACGAAGAGCCCACAGGGUCGUGUGCAGCUUGCAUCACCGGAGAUAACAGGUCUCUGGUUGCUAACCUAGCUGCUGCUAACUGCUAUAAGAAGGAUAAGCAUCUAGACCUGGAAGAAAACUGGAAGCUGGUGGAAAAAGCUAAAGUCUACUAUAUUGCUGGUUUCUUCCUGACUGUCUCUUUGGAGUCCAUCCUGAAAGUGGCAAAGCACGCUUCUGAAAAUAACAAGCUGUUCUGCAUGAACCUCUCCGCGCCGUUCAUCUGCCAGUUCUUCAAGGACAACCUCAUGCAGGUUAUGCCCUACGUUGACGUGCUGUUCGGCAAUGAGACAGAAGCAGCUGCUUUUGCUAAAGAGCAAGACUUUAAGACCAAGGACGUGAAGGAAAUUGCCAAGAAAGCCCAGGCUUUACCCAAAGUCAACAAGAAGAGACAGAGGAUUGUAGUUUUGACCCAAGGGAAGGAUGACACUGUUAUGGCUCUCAAUGACAAGGUUGAGACUUUCCCUGUAAUGAAGAUCGACCCCAAGGACCUUGUUGACACAAACGGUGCAGGUGACGCCUUUGUAGGAGGUUUCCUGUCUGAGCUUGUCCAGGAGAAAUCUCUGGAUAUGUGCGUGAAGGCAGCACACUACAGUGCCAAUGUCAUCAUCAGACGAGUAGGUUGCACCUUCCCAGAAAAACCCGACUUCAAUUGAGGAUUCCUGAAGAUCUUUUCUUCUUCCUGAAACCUCAUACUCACCCUGCCUUCGUAACUCUGACCCAUGAUUUUCACAAUUUUCUACAAAUACAGCCAAAUACAUGCAAUUUUUCUUUUUUUUUUCAAAAUCAGCCACCCGUCCGUGUUAUUUUUUUAAAAUAAUUUCUUACUAAUUGAGUGUUGGGUGCCUGCUGAGUUGUGUCCAUCUCCAUGUUCUCCACUUGGGGCCACUAGAGGAUUGUGCAGCCAAGCACUAAGGGAGUUUUCUCUUUAUUUAAAUUACCAUAAAGGCAUCGUGGUAAUACAGGGAAAUGUAAUAAUUGUGCUUCACACAAGGGAUUCAAAUGUUAAAUCCUGUUAUCAUGGACAGUAGUUUUGGGAUUGUUUCUAAAUGUACUUUGGCUCUGACACUUCCAGCAUCAGACUUUACUGCAAGCACUUGUCUCAACAUCUCACGAGUACAAUGUAAGCACAUCAGCCUAUUCCGGUAGGAGGACACAUUACACUCAGAGGACUGAAGAAUAAAACACUGCUGUCAAGGGAUGCUUUGGAUACGGCACUGAAAUGUGUAGUAGUGAUUUGUUUUAUGACUUUUAGUAUUGUUUAGAUUUCAUUUAACGGGCCAGUUGUAAAACCAAAUGGUUUUUAGGUGCACACAUUUUAAAUGUGUCAAAGCCUCUGCUCAUUGAGUCCUGUGAGAAAUGUUAAAUGUCAGCUUUACUUGAUGUUCAUAACUUAUCUUGUUCUGUCCAGGCUGUUUGUGAGAAGCUGCAUAAAGUAACGAGUGCCUUUCUUUCUUUCUUCCUUCCUCUUUAAAUAUUACAAAAUUGAACGUGAUGAGCAGAGGUGUACAUAUGUUAUGUAAACCAAUUUUUCUGCGCAUGGAAACUUGAAAGCUCGAUCAGUGAUGGGCAGCUGGUGGUUAGUGGCGGCGUAAACUGACACAUUACAUUUCUAAAAUGCACGUGAAGCAUGUUGAAAAGAGAUCACUAUAUGUGGAAGUUCUCUGUCAGAGGAAUACAGUGGAUAUAAAAACAUACCCUUUCUCUAUUGUUUGUUUUUCAUUUGAAUAUUCAACCUAACUACAAGACUGUCAGCUUUGUUGGAUCAGUUACGAAUGAAAUGGAAGUAUGCAUUUUAAUCCAGUCAAAUUUUCAUAUUUUAAAACUUGACAACUGCUACAAAUGAAAGAUCCAAAAGAAAUCAUAAACAUUAGCUAACUGUGAUAUGGGGCCAAACGUUUCAAAGCAUCUGUACUUGCAUGAGAUUCUGUUGUGUUGUGGUCUGUGUUACAUGGAAUACUUGAACAAAACAAGCCUACAUACAGACAAAAUCUAAAGUAUUCAUGAAAAUGCAAGAAGCAUGUGCAGUUUUCCUAAUGCUGCAAGCGGUGUUUUGAAACCUGUGUGUCUGGUAGUACUAAUAUGUUGUACAGCGUCCCUCCAUUUAACAGACUGUUUCUUUAUACCUUCAGAUGCACCAAAAAGCCUUAUGUGACCUUUUAUUCCUGAUCUCAGUAACGCUCAAGUUACCCAUCUCUGCAGUCGAGUGUGAUGACUGAAACUGACAAAUAAAAAAAAUCGUUUUGUUCAAAUCA
Stegastes partitus (bicolor damselfish) is the source of this 2818-nucleotide messenger RNA. It is a transcript of the gene adka, whose product is annotated as adenosine kinase a. Gene Ontology annotation, molecular function: adenosine kinase activity. The record is from RefSeq and is a predicted model, not a curated record. NCBI's taxonomy places the organism in Eukaryota, Metazoa, Chordata, Actinopteri, Pomacentridae. Gene Ontology annotation, biological process: purine nucleobase metabolic process; purine ribonucleoside salvage. Gene Ontology annotation, cellular component: cytosol; nucleus. Bases 80 to 1219 code for a protein of 379 amino acids. The transcript is spliced from 11 exons.